AAAACCGAUGAAGGUAGAUUAGGGAGGUUAUUUACAUACAAGGGGAACAACAUUGGACCCCAAGCUUUAUCCCGAAAUACCUCUCUAAGUAUGGUUCCCCAACCAGACAACUUGGAUUUGACCCGUACUUUUUGUUGGCGUCCGACUAGAAAAAUCCUUAACUCAUAAAAAUUCUGUUGACUCUAGCUGAUUUGCGAAAUUUUCAAGGUCAAGUUCUUUAUUGUCUACAGACUGAAUCAGCCGUGUUUCUGCGAUGGCAAUUACGUCCAGCUUAGGUACUAUUUUAAUAUGGACUGAUGCGGUUACCUGUUUUUCAGAUGCCUUUAUCACUAUUACCACCAGUAUAUCCAUCAAAAUCACGAGAUUCUUUAGACUUUAGAACCGAAAUUCAUCAGCCUCCUGAAUCCGGCGAAAAGAUUAGUAGUGCUGCUAGUGAAGCUGCAUUACAUCGAUGCAAGUUAUAUGAAUUGCGCCAGUCGUUCUUGGGUUUAUCUAGUUCAAAAGACUCUUGUCCUCAUUGUCAUACUGGAAUCUCUUCGUGUAUAUAUGUGAGCACAGAUAAUCAACCUUUUUAUACAAGCCCUGUGGGUAGUUCAGGGUGUACUGUCUCUGAUUCAACAAGGUCUAACUGUAGUUCUUCAACUUACGCAUGUACCCCUGGUAUCGAUUAUCUUUUUUCUGCUACCGAAUUGGACAGACUUCGUGAAUCUGUACAUACAUCCUAUAAAACUACUGAAAAACAGACUUUGCUAAGCUCUUAUCCUAAUGUUGAAUACGAUCAACUUGAUUCUACUGACCAACUUCCAAGUCCCAACUACACAUCUUUUAUUAGUUCAAAUCCUCUCAUAUCAUGUGAAAAGAAUGCUUCUUUAGCGCCUUCAUUAUCAGGGACAUUUACAUCCAAGACCAAUUUGUUUGUCAGUAAAGCCGACUUUUCUCCUCUAACUCCAGAAGCUAUCCAUUUAUCGUCAGACGAGUUGGCAGAAAGUUCUACUUCCUCAACUUCCGACUGUUCCCAUGAAUAUUUUGCAUCUGAUCAGAAUCUAAACUGUCCUAAGUUCAACAUCAAUAUUACUAGUUUGAAAGGUGUAACUUGGUUGUCUGAACAGUGUAAAAAAAAUGAACAUGUUCAAAGUUCUUCGUAUAAAUUUCGUAGCAAAGGUUCGCAACCAAAGCACCGGGUUAAUAAAUCCAAAAACAUCUGGAAUGAAUCAAACACCAACUUACAUUGUUCAACAACUGAUUAUUUAUGUAUGCCGAAUCCUUCAUCUAAAGACAUAAGAAAGUCAGACCGAGUUAACAGUUAUAAUUUAAAGACCAUCCAAUCAGAUGAUUCGCCUGAAGAUAAAACGUGUGCUUGUUUUGUGUCUAUAGGCAAAGUGGAUGUGUGCAAUUUUCCUUAUAAAAAUAGUUGUGCGCCUGCUAAUCUCGAGCUUAGCACAACACAUUCACAUUAUGAUGAGUCACAGGUUCGUUCAUCAACAAAGUCUGUGAUUGGUCGCUGUUGUUCAGUCUCACCUAACCAUCGAUUGUCACACUCAUUUUUCAAUUCUCAGAACAAUCGAAGUGAUUCAAAGGUUACUCUGAGUGGAAAAGUAUGCACAAUCGAUAGCUCAGGCAUUAUUACAACCGGAUCUAUUGAUAACAAAUGCUCUUAUGAUACAAAAAAUCAUCUAAAAUCAUCAAAUCAAAUAUCAUCAUCUUUAAUGCCUUAUAGUCAGAUAGAUCAGAAAGAAAUAAGUUCCGAAACACUUUCUCUGACCGGUACUCAAGAUGUAAUGUGUGUAUAUUCAUUUGGAAAUAAUAAUAACGAUAGUAAAUACAGGAAACAAAAACGUGGACCAAGUAAUCAUCCGAAAAACAAUAACAAUCAGAUGCAUGUCGAUCAUACACUAGAAAACCAAGACUUUUCAGAAAAAGGUAGUCAGUCAAUAUCAAGAAUUAGUGGGGAGAGUGACGACGUUUUUCAUCAGAGUCUUGAUCCUAAAAAUACCCUCAUAAAACAAUAUAGACCGCACAAAAACCAAAAUAAAACUUCUUUACGAGAUAGUAUUGUGGUUAGUGCUUCAUAUCAAAGCAGACAAUUAACUUUACCACAGGCACAUGCAUUGAAAUGUACGGACGAAGAUGUGCUGUCUUACGAAACUAGUUUGUCAUCUCUGCCAUCCUCAGCGUUAUCAUCUUUCUGUCCAGGUAACACAUCUCUGGUGACUACUCAUUCUCACAACUUUGGUCACUUAAAAGUACCUCUACCUGGUCUUACAGUUGAUCAUUCCUCUCAUAGCCAUCACUCAUCCGAUUAUUCAGUACGUGAAUCAGUAUUUUAUCACUCUCGUAAUAACCGUAACUCAAAGCCAAAACGCCCAAAUUUUAGAAGUACUUUUACCGAAGAUGCCUGUAAGCGGCGUCACGAGAAAUUAAACAAUGAAUAUAUUAACAAUUGUAAAAACAAGACAGAGCUAUCUGGAAGCUCAUCUAGUCAAUCACUUUCUCCAUCCUAUGUUGAUGUAUUACUUCCUGCUCAGUCGUUUGAUACGUCAUCUGGAUUUCCAUCUUCAGAUAAUUUGUCUGCUAAUAGGAAUUUAAAUAAAAAUAAAAAGCGCUCACCACGACCUUCUUCAGACCAUUCAAGAAGUUAUAAGAGUAUCCAGGAUUUGGAGAGAAAAAGUGUGCGUCAAAGUAGUUCUCGAUAUGAUCUCAAACCUGUAAAUACUAGAUCUCCAAUCCACGAUCCCGUUCCUUUAUCAAAAAUGUAUCGUGUUGGUCAAUACUUAUCUGAGUCUUCCUCCAUAUUAUCUGUAACUGAUCCGGAUGAUAUCAGUAAUCCUAAUGAUAACAUUCAUCCUGAAAGGACCCCUGUUCAUGUAAGUGAUGAUACACGAGACUAUGACUAUAGAAAAAUCUCGAAGUUGGCCGCAAAAAUAUCUCAUUAUCUUGAAAACUGUAGAGAGACUGAAGUUAAACAUUUUAUGAAUAAAAUACUACGUAAGCCUGAAUCAAGGCGCAUUGUUGAUGAAUUAAUACAUUUGUGUGGAAAUAAGUUACAAAAAUUGCUGAAUCAUAAUAUGGAUACAUUGGAUAACGUACAAAAAUAUUCAACUUCAUCUUCGGUGCACCUUGGAGCGUCACUUUCUGACUUAAGGACGUCACACACGCUUGAUUCUGAUCUGUACAGAAAUGCCAUUUCACAUAGACGAGAUAGCUGUGGAAGUGUACUUUCUUCACCUUGGAAUAUUACCUCUUACGAUCGUUCCUGCGCUCCUGUGUCACAUAAUCGGUCUACUCUUGGGUGUUCUCACAAAUUAUUACAUUUUCCAAAGAAACAUAUUUCUUCUUUAUACUCACCUAAUACUGUUCGUUACAUUAAAUGGUCUUCUAAUGGAUGUAUUCAAAGCAAACCACCCUCAUUACCACCUCCACCUCCUCCUGUACCCCCAGUUCUUCUUAAAAUAACAAUUUUACCACCAGAUGAUCGAAUUCAUGUUAUCGAUGUGCAUGCGAUUGGAGCUACUAACCGUGUUCAUAUGACGUUUUCCGAACUGAUUUCUGAUCUGACCACUGGUAUGGAUAACGAAGUUGAAGUUAUACGUUCUCUUUAUCGAUGGACUACUGCUAAAGAUAUUAGAUUUGAAGAUUAUGAUACAGAAGCCCCAUCUGAUUCAUUGAUUGGAAUGUUAAGACAGAUGAAAUACAAUCAAUUAUCGCGUAACGAAAUGUUUUAUGAACUAUGUCGAUAUGCUGGAUUACAGUGUCAAUACAUAACUGGUUAUUCUAAAGGUGCUGGAUACCGUCCAGGGAUGCCGAUUAGAGAUAAUCGGCUUUUUCGUAAUACUUGGCUUGCAGUGUACAUUUGUGAUGGUUGGCGUUUUGUAAAUUGUAAUUGGGGUGCUCGUUAUUUAUCAGAAAAUUUACUAGACAACCGUUCAUCUUCAUCUGAGUGUGAUGAAUUCUAUUUCCUAACUGAUCCAGAACAACAUGUUUUCGAGAGUUUUCCUGAUUUAAAAGUAUGGCAAUUAUUACGCAAACCAUUGAGUAUGGAUCGAUUUUGUCACUUACCACUACUUAAAUCGCCAUUUUUCAAUGCUAAUCUAUCUCUGAAAAAGAAUUACUCGGAUUGUUUAAUUACCAAAAAUGGACAGGUGAGUGUAAAAAUCAAAAUGUCGAAAUUUGUUGGCAUUUCAUGCAGUUUAGAAAACUGUGCAGAUCAUAGUAUUCUGUUAGGGUUAUGUUUAGUCGAAAUCCUGUUACGACCAUCAGGAACUGUACGAAUUGAAGCUGCUCCAUCACAACCAGGAAAUUAUUAUUUAAAUGUUUACGUUUCACCUGAUUGGCGGCGUGAAGAUAUCAGGGAGUUGGCAUGCUCAUUUCAGAUUCAUUGUUCAGAGUAUAAUUAUUCCAGACUAGUCGUGACUGGUCGACUGCCUGAAGUUGGUUUUCUUGGUCGUACACCCGCCUCAGAAGUUCAUGGUGUGCUAAUGGUGCCCGAAGGUGAUGCGUCAAGUGGCCGACCAUACAUUGUGCAUAGUGAUCCAAGACCUUUGAGAAUUCCUUUUGCUAUUGCUCCUGGUCUAAAGCUAUGUCAUCAACUAAAAUCGUUCGAUCGACCAGGCCAUCAAAUGGCCGAUUGUGAUAGUUAUGCAUUGCUUCAAAUGAAACCAAGCCAUCAGAGUAACAUUACACAUUCAAAGCCAUUCGGAUCUCAGGCUAAUGCUUAUUAUCAUGUUCGUCUACCUGUACAAGCGUUUUACUACUUGACUAUUUAUGCUUUUAAUGAAAAUGAUAUUGUCAAAGAUCAUCUAGAUUGUGUGUAUCGUAUUUUAAUUGAUGCACGUAACUGUCGUUCUGAGUUAACUCAGGCUUAUCCACGUCAAACCUUUUGGUGGGUUCAUUGUCAAUUAGUCGAACCUACACAUCAGCAUUUAUUCAUUAAUCGGAGUUAUAAAUUUUGUCUAGAUGCUCCACAGUGCGAUUCUGUCGCUGUUGUAAUCAAUGGAUCAGAAUGGCACUUCCUUACUCCAUCUUCCUCAAUAUCAUCAUCUACACUGGAUUCACCAUCUUGCAGUAGUCAUCGGGGUCGUUGGAGUGGUAAAGUUUACACUGGCAAAUGCUCAGGGCAACUAUCUGUAUUUGGACGUAUACCUCAUAUGAAUAAAUUGAAGAAGAUAACUUUAGAAAAUGAAUUCAGACCAGUUAAUGAUUCUAUGCAUGGUAGCCAUUAUGAUGAUGGCUAUUCGAAUAAUAAUAAUAAUAAUAAUAAGGAUGGGGAAGAUGAUGAAGAAAAUUCCUACAUUAAACUUUUAGAUUAUAUUCUUGUUCAAAAAGAACUGUUUAGCUAACAGUCUGUUUCACUUUAUUGAUAGUUGACCAAACAGCUUUUACAAUCCGAUAAAACUGAACACUUCCAUUUUCUUUAAAUAUUUCUAUUUUACGCCAACUAUAUUUUGUAGAGUAGCUCAACUGUCAAUACUACUUGUUAUUGCAAUACAGUGAUCAUAAUAUUCGUG
Schistosoma turkestanicum is the source of this 5504-nucleotide messenger RNA. The record is from the annotation of a GenBank genome assembly. Lineage: Eukaryota; Metazoa; Platyhelminthes; Trematoda; Strigeidida; Schistosomatidae.